GCCGUCCUUUAUUAUCACUUGUCCUCGAGCGGAGCGGGGCGGGCGGCAGUCUGUCUCUCUUCGAAUUGAAAAUUUGAAUCCUCUUCCCCCCAUUCCCUUCCCUUCCUCCCCUCCCCUCCCCUCCUUCCAGGGUUCCACCACCGCGCCGCAGCCCGCAGAGCAGGCCGGAGCAGAAGAGAGAAGUCGAGCCGAGUCCAUCCACAACAGAUAGAUUGAUGGGGUGCGUGUCGUCGACGUUCACCGAGGACGACGAGCGGCGGAUCAUCGGGGUAUCCGCCUCCGCAUCCCACAUCGUCUCCCUCACCUCCUCCACCUACGGCAUCCUCACCUACAACCUCGCCGCCCAGGACGCCUCCCCAUCCACCAAGUCCGCACCCCCUCCACCGCCGCCGCCUCCGCCCGCCCCUCCGCUCUCGCUCCCCUCCUGCAGGGCCAAGCCCAAGCCGCCCUCCGACGAGCAGCCGGAGGCGGAGGUCAUCAACUCGUGGGAGCUCAUGGCCGGCCUGCACGACCCCUCCACCCCGGCCAAAUCGAGGUCCCCGCGCGGCCCCGCCCGCAGGGACGCCGGCGACCGCCCGCCCCGCCCCAUCCGCUUCCCUCUCCGCGCCAUCGACGGCAACGCCGCGGCGCGCGUGCCCCCUCCGCCGCAGCGCUGCCCGCCCGGCGGCGCACGCUGCGCCGUGCUCUACACCACCACGCUCCGCGCCGUGCGCGCCACCUUCGAGGCCUGCAACGCGGCGCGCGCGGCCCUGCAGUCCCACGGAGUCGCCUUCCGCGAGCGCGACGUCUCCAUGGACCGCGGCUUCCGGGACGAGCUCCGCGCGCUGCUCCUCCCGGGCGCCCCGGCGGCGCUGCCGCGGCUGUUCGUGCGGGGGCGCCACGUGGGCGGCGCGGAGGAGGUGCUGCGGCUGGACGAGGAGGGCGCGCUGGCGCCGCUGCUGGAGGGCCUCCCCCGCGCGCUCUCCCACGGCUGUUGCGACGGCUGCGGCGGCAUGAGGUUCCUCCCCUGCUUCGACUGCUCCGGCAGCCGCAAGGUGCUGUCCGGCUCCGGCGCCGCGGUGAAAGGGCGCCCGGAGAGGGGCGUGGUGCUCCGCUGCCGAGAGUGCAACGAGAACGGCCUCGUGCUCUGCCCCAUCUGCUCCUGACCAGCCGGAUUUUUCACCUCACUCCGUCGAUCUACUCCAAAACAACAGAGCUUGUACUGAUGGGCAAUGGGCAUAGCAGUGAACAAUAAUUGAGCAUCUGAACCUCGGCAGGAGAGGUGAGGCUUGUCCUGAGCGCCGCCGUGUCGAGGGGGAAGAGCUCGUCGCGGCCUCCUCCGGGCACAACAUAGGGACGCCCCUACCCAUCUCUCUUUGUCUGCGUUGUAAUUUAGCAGCUCUGUUUCUGAUAUUAGUUUACAGUUUUGCAAAAGCACAUUUGGCACAUCUAAGUCCAAUAUCAUUGAUCUCAAGUA
Messenger RNA from Triticum dicoccoides, 1456 nucleotides. RefSeq lists its product as uncharacterized. Bases 216 to 1145 code for a protein of 309 amino acids. The transcript is spliced from 2 exons. Lineage: Eukaryota; Viridiplantae; Streptophyta; Magnoliopsida; Poales; Poaceae. The record is from RefSeq and is a predicted model, not a curated record.